This is a messenger RNA of Cydia strobilella, 6207 nucleotides long. It is a transcript of the gene Ranbp21, whose product is annotated as exportin-5. Gene Ontology annotation, cellular component: nucleus; cytoplasm; RNA nuclear export complex. The record is from RefSeq and is a predicted model, not a curated record. The transcript has 22 exons. Gene Ontology annotation, biological process: RNA export from nucleus; protein export from nucleus. Bases 219 to 3803 code for a protein of 1194 amino acids. Lineage: Eukaryota; Metazoa; Arthropoda; Insecta; Lepidoptera; Tortricidae. Gene Ontology annotation, molecular function: RNA binding; nuclear export signal receptor activity; small GTPase binding.
GAAAAUUCUCUACACGAGGUGUUACUUUUGUUUUUAAAAUUAUUUGGUGUAUUUUUGUCAUAAAUCUAAUCAUUUAUUACUACUUAUUCACCAAAACAAAUCUAGCUUCUCUUUACAUCCUCUAUUAUGUUGUCGUGAUACGCAUGAAAUGGAAUAAAAAGAUUAAAAAGAACAUUGUUCUAUGGAGAUAGAAUAUUGGCGACCAGAAUCUGAGCCUAAUGAACGUCGAUGGGAUGGGGGAGGUAGGCGGCGAGGUGGCGCUCAUCGCCGAUGAGCUCAGCCGUGCCGUGGAGCUCACUCUCAACCCGACAGUCUCCCAUGAGGCUCGCAACCAGGCCUAUAAUGCUUGCGAAAGCUUUAAAGAGAGCUCACCAUGGUGUGCUCAAGCUGGCCUAUUGCUGGCAAGUGGACAGUAUUCUGCGGUUGUCAAACACUUUGGUCUGCAACUUAUGGAGCACACAGUGAAGUACCGUUGGACACAGAUCACACAAGCUGAGAAGAUAUUUAUAAAGGAAAACGCCAUGAAAUUGCUGUACAUUGGCGGCUGGGAGCCGGGGCACCUGAACGACGCGCUCGCGCGGGUCAUCGUGGAGAUGAUCAAGCGCGAGUGGCCGCAGCAAUGGCCGACGUUGCUCGCCGAGUUGAGCGACGCGUGCGCGCGCGGCCACGCGCACACACAGAUCGUGCUGCACGUUUUCCUACGGCUGGUGGAAGACGUGGCCACGUUGCAGACGCUCGAGCAACACCAACGGCGCAAGGACAUCUACCAGGCGCUGACCAGCAACAUGGCGGAGAUCUUCGCGUUUUUCAUGCGGCUGAUAGAGUUACACGUGCAAGAGUUCAGAGAACACACCGCCAAAGGCGACGCCAACGCUGCCGCCAGCAACGGCAGGGUUGUGCAGGUGGUCCUGCUUACGCUAACGGGAUUCGUGGAGUGGGUGUCGACCAACCACGUGGUCAUGAACAACGGGCGCCUGCUGCAGAUCCUGUGCAUCCUGCUGCAGGACGAGGCCUUCCAGCUGCCUGCGGCCGAGUGCCUGCUGCAGGUGGUGAACAGGAAAGGUUCGACUAAGGAGCGCAAGCCGCUGAUGAUUCUGUUCAGCGAAGACGCGAUCUCAUGCAUUCACCGCGCCGCGGUGGCCAGCAUCAACGUCCCGGACGAGAAAAACUACUUGUUCCUAAAGAAGCUCUCUCAGGUGGUAGCGGGCUUAGGGCAGCAGCUAACGUCCCUGUGGAACUACGCCACGGGCGUGGAGUUCUGGAUGCCGGUGCUGCUAGAGAGCGUGCUGCUGCUGACGUCGCACCCGUCGCUGACGCUGACGCACGCCGUGAGCGGCGUGUGGCUGUGCGUGUUCCGGCACGAGCACGCCAGCAGACUGCCCGCCGUGGCCGCCAUCGUGCCGCGCUGGCUGCACGCCGCCGCGCCCAAGCUGCUCAAGGUGACGUACCCCGCCACCCGCGCGAGCGGCGCUCACGACGCGGCCACGUACGCCUGCAUCGACUACGACAGCGAACAGGAGUUCGCAGUCUUCUUCAACCGCUGCCGCACCGAGAUACUUGACUGCUUUAGGCAUUGCAUGUGCGCGGCGCCGCUCGUGACGUGGGCGUACGUGGAGCAGUGGACGCGCGCCGCGCUGGACAAGGUGGAGUCGUGCCCCGCCGAGCUGGACCACACGCACCCCCUCCACGUGGAGUGGGAGGCCUUGUCGCAGGUGUUAGACGUGGUGCUAUCGCGGCUGCUGCACUGCGAGCCGCGACCCAACGUGGUGGAGGGUCUGCAGCUGCUGCAGCGCUGCGUGGCUUGCACGCCGCCCGCGCCGCUCAUCCUGUCGCUGCUGCUGUCGCUGGUGUCCGCACUCUUCGUGUUCCUCAGCUGCGCCUGCAGCCAGGUCGCAGGUCCGGGCGUGGGCGUGGCGGGCGCGGAGCUGCUGCCGCGCGUGCUGGACAAGAUCUUCGCGGCGCUGCUCACCGACAACCACACGCCACCCGCGCGCCGCACCCGAGCCGUCAAGAACGUGCGCCGUCACGCCGCCAGCUUGCUCGUCAAGCUCGGCUCCAAGUACCCGCUGCUUCUGCUGCCCGUGUUCGGGCGGCUGCACGAGAUGUGCCAGGCGGCGCUGGCGCGGCCCGGCCUCAGCGCCGUGGAGAGCGUCACCAUACAGGAGGCGCUGCUGCUCGUGUCCAACCACUUCUGUUGCUACGAGCGCCAGAGUGCGCUGGUGGCGCAGGUGCUGGGCGACGUGAGCUCGCGCUGGGCGGCGCUGGCGCCGCACCUGGCGUCGGCGGCGUCGCUGGCGCGGCUCAUCGGGCUGGACGCGGCGCCGGCCGCCGCCGACGAGAGCGGCGACGCGCGCCGCACGCUGCUGCACGCGCUCACGCUCACGCUCGGCGUCGUCAAGCGCACCACCGUGCCCGCCGACCCCGACAAAGCGUCCCGCGGCGGGUUCAGCGCGGGCACGACGCCGAGCGGGAACCCGAUCUGGCGCAACCCGUGCACCGCGCACGUGCUGCCGCUGUUCCCGCACGCGCUGGCGCUGGCUCGCGCGCUGCACGAACUGCACGCGCCGGGCGGGACGGGCGUGCUGCACGCGGCGCACGCGCGUGCGCUGCAGCCGCCGGCCGCCGAGCGCCGCAACCUGCUGGGGCUGGCCGAGGGCGACGCGCCGCCGCCCCAGCCGCACGACCGCAUGCAGACCUACGUGCACACGCUGCACGACAAUGUGUGCCACCUGGUGGGCGCGGCGGCGACGACGCUGGGCCGCGAGCUGUUCUGCGCGGCGGGGCUGGCGCGCGCGCUGCUGGGCUCGCUGCUGGCCGCGGAGCACCUGCCCGACCACUGGCUGCGGCCCAUCGCGCGCCACGCGCUCAAGCCGCUGCUGCUGCACUGCCCGCCCGCGCACCUGGCCGAACUGGCGCUGCCGCUGCUCGACCACCAUGCGCCGUUCAUGUUAGUACAUUUAUCACAACGAUGGGAAUACAUUGCUUCACUAUACGAGUCCGGUAAGCUGGAGGAGGAGGGCAGCAACGAGUCACAGGAAGUCUUAGAAGAUAUGCUAGUCAGGCAUCUGACGAGGGAACACCUUGAGGUGCUCAAGGUGUCACUAGUGGAUGGCGGAGUGAGCCCGGAAUCCGUGACGGGUGCGGGCGACAUGGAGGACGACAGCCCGCCGCCCGCCAGCACGCAGCGUGCGCCCGAGCAGGUGUCCGAGCUCGGCGCCAUGGUGCUGGCCUCCCCGCGCGCCGGGCCCGCCGUGCUGCACACGGUGCUCCGCGCGCUAACGUGGCCGGACUCGACGUCGUCGCUGCGCGCCACGGCGCUGGCGUGGCCGGCGCUGCGCGCGGCGCUGGACGCGGGGCUGGUGGGCGACGCCGAGGCCAGCGGCGCGCUGGCCGCCGUGCUGCAGGCGCUGCGCGCGCACGGCCAGCACGACGCCAACCAGGCCGCGCUGCUGGCGCUCGCCGUGCAGGCGUACGAGACGCUGCGGCCGCGGUUCCCGCACGUGGCGGGCGUGCUGCGCGCCAUCCCCGACGUGGACGCGCACGACCUGCGCCGCCUCGACGAGAAGCUCGCGCCCGGCAACGCCAAGCAGAACAAGAUCGACAAGACCAAGCGCGACCUCUUCAAGAAGAUCACGGCUAGGCUGAUCGGUCGCAACGUGGGGCAGCUGUUCAAGAAGGAGGUGUACAUCCUGGACCUGCCGCACAUACAGAGCGCACGCCGCGAGCCGCCGCGCAGCGCGCUGGACGCGCCGGGCGGCGCCGGCCUGCCCGGCCUGUUCGCGCCCCAGCCCGAGCCCACCUAGCCACCCGCGCCCGAGCCGAGCCGGCCGAGUAUCGCUAUCUCGCGAGACCGACACCUGCGACCGUGAGUGGAGAUGAAAGGUUCUACGAACCUGGUCGUCGGUUUGGUUUGCGGAUAAUAUAGCUACCAUGGAGCGGCAUAAUUUAUUCCGAUUUUCGGGGGUUCGCCGCGCGUAAUAUGGAUCUUAUGUUAUACUCGUAUAGCUUUUACUGUAGUGAUCGUCGACGCGUUAUAGAGAGAUGAGUGAAAUGCUAUCGGAAAGUUGUGAUAACACCGUUGGCCGGCCCGACCGUUUGUACAUCUCUGAGGACUUUACUCGCUAGUCAACGGUUAUUAUUUUGAUAUUGCAGGUAGGUGUUGAUUAGAAAAAUCCGGCUAUACGAUAGGAGCACAUUUUAUGAAUUUCAUUAUACUUUGCUGGUGGUAUAAAAAUUCAACAAAACCUAGGGUUGACAUGUUUGAGGCUAGAAUUAUAAUUUUAUAUAAUCAAACAUAUUCAACGUCGUAGCGGUGGCACGCAUUUUUUUUACUUCAUUUGCAUUGUUGGCAUUAUUGCGCGUAAAAAACAAGGCAGUUUUGCAUAGUUAUUAUGAAUCACGUUACAUUACAGUGUAAGGCCUUCUUAAGAUAAAGAUUAAGCAACGAAUACAAAAUGAGACGAAGUAAUAAUAUGCAUAAUGAAAAACAAAGAGUAUAAUUAUAACGCGCGAGUUGCCUAGUUGGUCCAUAGGUACUUGUAAACCUAGGAGGAUAUAACCAAACGGAGACGCCACGUCUGUAAUUUCUGUACAAAAAACUCUGCCGAUUUUUGCGGGGGAGGGGAACGUCAAAUGUAUGCGUAACGUCAAAUUAGCCAUGUCAGAUAAACGUCAGUCCAUACAUUGUGUAUGACCAUUGGCCGACUAUUUUCGACAGAGAGGAACGCCUGUUAAUGGCUACCCCGUUAUCCUCCUAGUUGUAAACAGACUGAUUCUAAAAAAGUGAUGUUCCUAAACAAUGACUGAUCAGUGACCACGUGAGAUUUAUUGUGAUUUACAAUGCCACUUGCCAAUAAUUUUGCACAAAAGUAUCAAACGUUCAUCCUUACUUUUCCAGCGGACGAAAGAUGGACACAGUUGUUGCAUGACAGUGACAGAAUAAAACAGUGAUACAAAGUCCAAAUUCCGUAUGAUACAUGUUUUUUGUUGUUGCUUUUAUCCGUUUUUUUUUUGGCAUAUUUAAAGUCGAUUCUUUAAUUGCGUAGACUAAAAUAACAACCACAAAUGUCAAACGCAGAAAUAAUGAUACCAGCUUAAACAAACAGUGCUGAUCUUUGAUUUCGGUUUGUGAAUAACCGAUAAAUAUUAAAUUAAUUUUAGAUUUAAAAUAAACAAUAAAUGAAAUCUACUCGCUACAUAAUAGGAAAUCCAUACUUAAUAUUAUAAAUGCGAGUGUGUCUGUCUGUCUGUUACCUCUUCACGCUUAAACUGCUGAACCGAUUUAGUUGAAAUUUGGUAAAGGGGUAGUUUGAGUACCGGGGAAGGACAUAGGAUACUUUUUAUUCCAGAACUCACCCCUUAAGAAGGCCUCAUCUCACAUUUUUACCUACACUAUUUCCCCCUUUUUAAUAUCUCUCCUCGUGUCCCCUUUUAGCACGUCACGGAUUAUUCAUUCAUUGUGUAUAGACACUUCACCAACAAAAAUAAGUACCUCCCAAUAGUUUAUUUUCGGUUAGUACUGGUUGUAGAACAUAACUAUUUAUAAGACGUAAAAAACUAGCAACACAUGAGUGACAUUUUAGUCUACACAAUUAAAAAAUAGGCUUUACUUCAUUUGAACGUAUGAAUGACUGUAUUGUAAACUGAUUAUGUGUAAAAUCGAAAGAGAAGUAGGUAUGCAUUAGAGGUGUGACAAAUGGGUCACCUGUUUGUAAUUUUAAUUUCGGAUGAUUAUUGAUGUAAAUAAAUAUAAAUUUCAUUCAGUAAUAAUUAAAAAACAAAUCAAUUAUUUGAAUGUAACUUAGACUAUGAGGCAGACUUAAGCAGUGUUAAACAAACUGUUUCCAAGUCGAUUGAGCACAGGAAUGCCAUGGGCUGGGGCCGUGUAUAGAGCGCGCCAUGAGUCACCGGGGGAUUCCAGGUCCAUUUUCACCUCUUUUAUAGAAAAUAAUAAAUAGUAAGUAUAACCUCCAAGGGCCAUACAAAUGGAAAACCUAAAAUUUGCUAGUGUAAUUUGUUUAUAUUGUUAUGUUUGAAAAUGGAACAAUACAAAACAAAUGCAAUUCUGUUCCAAUAGGGAAUAUUACGCCAAACUCUGCGUAGGGGGCGCCACUACCACAAUCCAUCACAAUUUGACGGUCUACCGCGAAACAAGAAAAUCAAAAUUUCGUUAUCUAACCUCUAUCACUCUUGCGUAUUCGAGCGAUA